This is a messenger RNA of Venturia canescens, 1209 nucleotides long. RefSeq lists its product as uncharacterized. Lineage: Eukaryota; Metazoa; Arthropoda; Insecta; Hymenoptera; Ichneumonidae. The coding region runs from base 146 to 1006 and encodes 286 amino acids. The record is from RefSeq and is a predicted model, not a curated record. The transcript has a single exon.
GGGAUUCAGUGUCUCCCAGAGCUUGAUAUCGUUCGCUCUGCUUGUUCAUUUAUCUCAAUUUAACCGUUCUAAGACGAAGCUAAGUGACCAGUUCAGAAAUAGCCUAUUUGGUGACAAUUUCUUUGCGGUUCAAGUCGAUAUUGCGAUGUCACGAGAAACGUCGAUCCUUAAUAUUUCUACUUUGGGACUUGUAUUGCUGUUGGUGAGUUUUUGUGAUUCGAAAAUUCCCAACGACCCCGAUCCAUGGAUAAAUGACCAAGAGGCCGAAUUGCACCCUUCGGUUAUUUCUGGAAUCCGAAAAUUGGAGUACAUUCGAAGACUCAUGAUGGGUCCUUCUGAAAAUAGAUUUGACAAGGAUUCACGAUUUUUCAAUGGAGCAUUUAACAGUCGAGAGAAAAUCGGGGACUCGGAUCACCUACAACGUCAAGUGAACUCGACGAUGUUCGAGGCUCUCUCAAAAUUGGCCAAGGUUCGAGUCGCCGAUCCGAGCAACCGCGAAGCUUUGAAAGACAGAAAUGAAAUUGGGAAUCACCCUAACUUUUUCGGAGGCCGAUUGAAUCGACGCCGGCUUCAUGGUUCUGGGGAAGACGAAAGAAACACGAGAGUUCGUGUCGAUCCUCCAAAUCCUGCUGGAUCAGUAGUCGAGAGGCCAAAACUCUUCAAUGACUCGGGCUUGAUCACGAGGAAAUUUCAGUGCAGUCCGAUCAGCGAAAUUUACAUACCGGACGUCGACAAACAAAUGCCAGCGUAUUUAUGCGCACUUGGAAGAAGAGCAUUCGUCAUAUUGAGCGAGAGAUUCAAUCAGGAAAGCAGAGAUCGGUUUAUCAUUACUCUCGACGACCAAACGUAUCGUCAACUUAACCCUAUCUACUCGGGAACGAGCACGUUGACUUCCGCUGUAUCGGUACUUCCGGCUACUCUCGUGCUCAAACGUGGCGACGCUGAUUACACGGUACGAGGAGUCAAAGAUAGCUCGAAAUCUACGUUGGCAACCAAUCGCCCAUGAAAAUUUUCCAACGAACCUGACGAACUUGGACAUUUCGUUAUUUCUCUCUCACUAAUUAAUAUACAUUUUUGAGUUUUACUUUCAAACAAUUUAAAAAAAACCCGAGAUAUUGAUCAAUUUUUCACUCAAGUUUUCCGUAACCACUCGUUAAUUUAUUAAGAAAAACAUGAAAAAACGUUUCAAUAAAACUUCAGAUGAUCGCC